Entrophospora candida is the source of this 712-nucleotide messenger RNA. NCBI's taxonomy places the organism in Eukaryota, Fungi, Glomeromycota, Glomeromycetes, Entrophosporales, Entrophosporaceae. The record is from the annotation of a GenBank genome assembly.
AUCACGGAAAUCAACCAUCUUUAGUCAAAGAAGGAGGACCAUCAUCAGAUCACGGAAAUCAACCAUUUUUAGUCAAAGAAGGAAUACCAUCAUCAGAUCACGGAAAUCAACCAUCUUUAGUCGAAGAAGGAGGUCCAUCAUCAGAUCACGGAAAUCAACCAUCAUUAGCCAAAGAAGGAGGGCCAUCAGAUCACGAAAAUCAACCAUCCUUGGUGAACGAAAUAAGACUAUCGGAUCCAUCAUCUUUAGUUGAAGAAGGAAGACAAUCAGAUCACGGAAAUCAAUCAUCCUUAGUGAGCGAAAGAAGGUCAUCAGACUACAAAAAUCGAAGAAGACCAUCAUAUUCACCUUCUUUAGUGGAAAAAAGAAGUCGUUUUUACCACAGAAAUCCAAAAGAUCUUCCUUUGUUCACUAAAGAUAAAGUGAACAAAAGAAGAUAUCUUGGAGACCGAUCAUCUUUAGUGAAAAACCAUAUUGACCGCAGAGAUCAAUUAUCAUUGGCGAAAGAAAGAAGAAGAUAUUUGUACCGUAGAAAGCAAUCGACCUUAGAAAGAAGACAUUUUGGAGAUCGAUCAUCUUUAGUGAAAGAAGGAAGUCACUUUUACCACGGAGAUCGACCAUCUUUAAUGAACAAAAGAAGAUAUUUUGGAGGUCAGUCAUCUUCAAUGAAAGAAGGAGGACCAUCAAAUCACGGAAAUCGAUCAUCCUUGAU